UUUCCUGACUACCGAUGCUCCAAAAGGGCAGCGCACCAGACCAAGAAGCGAGCGCAAUUUCACCGGGGCGCCGCUUCGCUUUCUUCAGACGUUGCCCUCUAAAACCCAAAACCCCUACCACAACACUCGUUGUCUUCAUCCCACUCUGCGCGCCUUCGCCAAAAUUUUCUCGGCUUCUUUUCCAUCACUUUCUGGGAGAGGAAGGAAGGAAAGAGAGAGAGAGAGGGAGAGAGAGAGAGAAAAGAAAGUGAAAGUGAUGGUGAACCCAGAGGAAGCCGGCCUUCAAGUCUUGCAUCGCCUGAAAUCGACCGACCCUCCGAUAUGGCUCGCCCCCAAUCCCUCCCUUUCUCAAGAAACGCGGGCCGCCUCCCUCCACCUCUUCUCCUCUCUGAAACCCUUCUCCCCCAAGUCGCCGUUCGACCACCUCCUGGUCGACGGCUUCGACGCCGAGCAAAUCUGGCAGCAGAUCGAUCUCCAAUCGCAGCCCCUGCUGUCGAGUUUGCGGCGCGAGUUGAGGCGGUUCGAGAAGGACCCAGGUGAAAUUUCGAAUCUCUUUGGGGACGGCGAGGCUUCGGAGGGGAAAGGGAAGGGUCGUGGAGGAGGAGGUGGGGAUGUUAAAGAGAGUCAACGUGGGAAUAUUGAUGAUUUGGGUGGUGUGGGCAUGGAGGUGGAUGGGUUUGAUGAAAUUGAUGAGGAUGGUGAUAGUGAUGAAGAGGAGGACGGUGAAGAAGAAGGUGUUGAAGACAGAGGGGUUGAGGGUGGGGAGAGUGAGGAGGGGGAAGAAGAAAGGAAUGAUGGUGGGAUUGAGGAUAAAUUCUUGAAGAUUAAGGAAUUGGAGGAAUAUUUGCGGGAAGACGAGGCUAGAGAAUAUGGUUUGGAAGAUGCCACCAAGAAGAAUAAGAAGGAGAAGAAGGUGGUGACAAGUGACUCGGACGAGGAGGAAGAGGAGGAGGAGGAGGAAGAAGAAGGUGAUGAUGAUGAGCUCGGCGAAUUUGAUGUUGAUGAUGAGGAUGAUGAAGGCAAGGACAAGCUGGGAAUUAGAUAUGAAGACUUUUUUGGAGCUAAAAAGAAGAAAGUCACUCAAAGGAAACCUAAGUCGAGCGAUGAAUUAGGAUAUUCUACAGAUGAUGAUGAAGAAGAAGAAAACGGAGCAGAUGGAAACAAGGGAAACCAUAAUCUUUCUACCCAUGAGAAGGAACUUUUGGACCUUAAAGCCAAAAUUGAGCAGAUGGAGAAGUCCAAUUUGGAGCCAAAAACAUGGACGAUGCAAGGAGAGGUGACUGCUGCAAAGAGACCUAAGAACAGUGCCCUUGAAGUGGAUUUAGAUUUUGAACACAACGCUAGGCCUGCACCUGUAAUCACUGAAGAGGUUACAGCUUCUCUUGAAGAGUUGAUCCGGAGCAGGAUUCGCGAGGGGCAUUUUGAUGAUGUGGAAAAGCCUCCUAGUCUACCAACGAAAGGACCAAGAGAAAUUAAACAACUGGACGAGAACAAAAGCAAGAGAGGGCUCGCUGAAAUUUAUGAGGAAGAGUAUGCACAGAGAACAAGUUUGGCUUCUGCGCCUCUGUCUUUUUCUGAUGAGCUGAAAAAAGAGGCUAGCUUGCUAUUCAAGAAGGUGUCUUUGAAGUUGGAUGCUCUUUCUCACUUUCAUUUUGCUCCUAAACCUAUAAUUGAAGACAUGUCCAUACAAGCUAAUGUCCCUGCUCUUGCCAUGGAAGAGAUUGCACCAUUGGCAGUCUCUGAUGCAGCCAUGUUGGCACCUGAGGAGGUAUUUGCCGGCAAAGGUGACUUAAAGGAUGAAACAGAGCUAACACAGGCAGAAAGGAAGAGGAGAAGAGCUAAGAAGAAAAGGAUACAUAAAACUGCGGCAACAAAAAGGAUGGCAAAGAAGGGUAGAGAAACGGCAGCAAAUCGCAGCGAAGGCAAAGAGGAAUAGAUAUUGCGGAGGUUCCAUUUUCUGUCGAGGGUUUCCGUGUUCCUCUGAAACGAGAGUUGGGUAUAAUUGUCAUAUAAUGAGCGUCAAAAGAACGAGAGGGGAAGAAGAGAAUGGGCGGGCUCUUUUAGCUCCUCAUUGACCCAGGUCGAUGCCAAGGUCCACGAAGUUUUGAUUGGUUUGGGCCUGAAGUACAGAGAGACAUUGAAAAUAGAUGGAAGAUCUUUGGGGGAAAGUUACGUGGCGUGAUUAUGUAAGCCACUCUACUUCAUGUUAGUUUUGUGAUUGAAAGGAGAAAAUUUUGCAGUAA
Rhodamnia argentea is the source of this 2243-nucleotide messenger RNA. RefSeq names its product U3 small nucleolar ribonucleoprotein protein MPP10. Bases 257 to 1936 code for a protein of 559 amino acids. The record is from RefSeq and is a predicted model, not a curated record. Gene Ontology annotation, cellular component: sno(s)RNA-containing ribonucleoprotein complex; Mpp10 complex; nucleus. Lineage: Eukaryota; Viridiplantae; Streptophyta; Magnoliopsida; Myrtales; Myrtaceae. Gene Ontology annotation, biological process: rRNA processing. The transcript is spliced from 13 exons.